Molecule: messenger RNA, 1179 nt
Organism: Grammomys surdaster
Lineage: Eukaryota; Metazoa; Chordata; Mammalia; Rodentia; Muridae
Product: serpin B6-like
Exons: 6
Coding region: 7-1179 (390 amino acids)
Biological process (GO): negative regulation of endopeptidase activity
Cellular component (GO): cytoplasm
Molecular function (GO): serine-type endopeptidase inhibitor activity
Source: RefSeq, a predicted model, not a curated record
UAUGUGAUGUUUAUUGUAAUCCUUCAUUCCAGUUUCACCAUCAUGGAUCCUCUGAUGAAAUUAAAUGCUAAUUUUGCCUUCAAACUUUUGAGAACACUGGAUGACGACACCUCAAAAAAUGUACUUUUAGCUCCCCUGAGCAUCACUUCUAUCCUCGCCAUGACCUUAUUGGGAGCAAAAGGAACCACUGCAAGGCAGAUAAGUCAGACAAUUUCUCUGGACAAAUGCAGCAGUGAUGAAUGUGGAGAUGUCCACCAGGGCUUCCAGUCACUUCUCAAUGAAGUGAACAAGAACGAUGCUGGUCACAUUCUCAAAACUACUAAUAGUCUCUUAGUGGAAAAGACAUCUCAUGUCCGAGCAUCUUUUAUAGAUUCCUGCCGAAAGUUCUACGGAGCAGAGAUAGAAGAGCUGGACUUUCAGGGUGCUACAGAGCAGUCCCGACAGCACAUCAACACCUGGGUAGCCAAAAAGACAGAAGGUAAAAUCACAGAGCUGCUGUCUCCAGGUUCAGUGAAUUCAAACACUAGGCUGGUCCUUGCGAAUGCCUUCUACUUCAAAGGAUACUGGGAGAAGCCAUUUAACAAAGAGGAUACCAGGGAGAUGCCUUUCAAAGUCAGCAAGAAUAAGACAAAACCUGUGCAAAUGAUGUUUCAGAAGUCUACCUUUAAGAUGACCUAUGUGGAAGAGAUAUCCACCAAGAUUCUGCUGCUUCCCUACACUGGCAAUGUGCUAAACAUGAUCAUCAUGCUUCCAGAUGAACACGUUGAACUGUCAAUGUUGAAAAAGAAAAUGACUUAUGAGAAAUUUGUAGAGUGGACAAGUUUGGACAAGGUGAAUGAAGAAGAGGUGGAGGUUUUCCUCCCACGAUUUAAGCUGGAAGAGAGCUAUGACAUGAAUGAUGUUCUUUGUAAGCUGGGCAUGACUGAUGCCUUUGAGGAGGACAGAGCCAACUUUUCUGGAAUGUCUUCCAAGCAAGGCUUGUUUCUGUCCAAGGUCAUACAUAAGGGCAUUGUGGAAGUAAAUGAGAUGGGCACAAAGGUUGCAGCUGCCACAGAAAUUGUCAUGAUGGGUGAACCACCAACAACCAACCGCUUCGUUGUUGAUCACCCCUUUCUUUACACCCUUAUAGAUAUUAGGUCCAAAAGGACUCUGUUCUUUGGCCAGUUCAUCUCUCCCUAA